Messenger RNA from Aspergillus udagawae, 1317 nucleotides. RefSeq lists its product as uncharacterized. Gene Ontology annotation, molecular function: carboxylic acid transmembrane transporter activity. Gene Ontology annotation, biological process: transmembrane transport; carboxylic acid transport. Gene Ontology annotation, cellular component: plasma membrane. The record is from RefSeq and is a predicted model, not a curated record. Lineage: Eukaryota; Fungi; Ascomycota; Eurotiomycetes; Eurotiales; Aspergillaceae. The coding region runs from base 1 to 1317 and encodes 438 amino acids. The transcript has 7 exons.
AUGGAAGACGGACAGAUCAGCAUGAAGUUCAAAUCGACAGUUGAAGAUGAUGAUAAAACUCCAAAGCAACAUGGGUCCGAGGAUAUUCCAGGAAGCAAGCAGGGAGGUGUCGUGAACGUCAUUGUGUCAGGUUUAGCCCUGUUCAGUGAUGGGUACAAUGCACAGAUUAUUGGCUACAUGGAGCCAUUGUUCUCCGUUCUAUACAAGGACGGCAUGUCCAGCAUGAUCAAGACUCGGCUCUCGAAUUCCUAUCUUAUUGGGGAGAUCUUCGGAAUGCUCUCCUUUGGUGUCCUCAUCGACCGAGUAGGUCGAACGACUGGUAUAGUCGCAGCCACUAUACUUCUGGUCCUCGGAAUCGUCUUGGCUGCAGCCGCUCAUGGGAUAUCGGAAUUGGGAAUGUUUUGGAUGAUGAUUGUCGCCCGCGGCAUCGCCGGCGUUGGCGCCGGCGGUGAGUAUCCUGUCUGCGGCGCGAGCGCGACUGAAGCAGCAGACGAGACUGCUGAUUUGAGGCGAAAGAGGGGCUUCUUGGUCGCGAUAACCACCGACUUCGCUAUUGACCUGGGUUUUGUGGCUGCAGGAAUUGUAUCUCUCAUUGUUCUUGCUUGCUUCCAACAAGAGGUCAAAGGCGGCGUAUGGCGGGUUUCCUUCAUCAUCGGUAUUGUGCUUCCCAUUCUCAUUUUCUUCCUCCGAAUCCGCAUGGUCAACUCGACACAAUACCGGAAGCAUGCCAUCAAAUCGAAGUACCCAUAUAUGCUUGUCUUGAAGAGGUACUGGAAACCUAUGCUGGGCACCUGUUGCAUAGUGGGUGGGCUGCUGAUGGAUCGUAUCGGACGUAAACAAAACAUGACCCUCGGAUUCAUGCUCUGCGCUGUUUGGGGAUUCAUCUUGGGAGGAGCACUCCGCCCUAUCCAGUCUGUGUUCCCCUUAUUCGUUGUAAUGUAUGGCAUUUUCAACGCCUUUCAAGAGAUGGGUCCGGGCGUAUCGACUUUCCUCUGCGCCUCAGAGUCAUUUCCAACCCCGCUUCGAGGUCACUUCAUGGGAUUGGCAGCAGCUGUUGGCAAGGCUGGCGCUGCCAUUGGGACAGAAGUAUUCACUCCGAUCCAGAACUCUUUCGAUUCCACCUUCAAAGGUCAGCAGGCCGUGUUCUUGAUUGGUUCUGGGUUCGCUGUGCUUGGAGGCCUUUGUUCGUGGUUCCUAAUCCCGGACAUGUCCCGUGAGCUGGAGACCGAAGAUGCUCGUUUCAAGGCUUAUCUGGAAGAAAAUGGGUACGAUAUCAGCCACUACGGGGAAGCGUUGUUGGUGGAGCGAAGAAAUUGA